Messenger RNA from Nematocida minor, 1539 nucleotides. Its product is annotated as importin subunit alpha-1/8. Gene Ontology annotation, cellular component: nucleus; cytoplasm. Bases 1 to 1539 code for a protein of 512 amino acids. Gene Ontology annotation, molecular function: protein binding; nuclear import signal receptor activity. NCBI's taxonomy places the organism in Eukaryota, Fungi, Microsporidia. Gene Ontology annotation, biological process: NLS-bearing protein import into nucleus. The record is from RefSeq and is a predicted model, not a curated record. The transcript has a single exon.
AUGGAGCAUAUGAACCAUGGAUAUAAAAACAGCGGAAGAGGCGCGCGCUCUGAAAGAGAAACAAGAGCCAGCAAUGCCAUCGAGCUGAGAACACAGAAAAGAGAUGGAAUGCUGCAGAAAAAAAGAUCUAUGGCGUCUGCAGGAGAAGAAGCCACAAUUAAAAUCAGCAUAUUGGCUGAACAAAUCAACUCCAGCGAUCCCCAGCAGAUAGUGCAGGGCGUAACUGAGUUUAGGCGUCUUCUCAGCGCAGCCAAGUGUCCUCCAAUUGACAAGAUAGUGAUGAACGGUCUGACUCCCAUUUUCACAAAGCUGCUGAGCCCAACUAACCCCCUUUUUUCCGAAAUGCCUGAAGAAACUGCCAUAAAGAUAAUGCACGAGUCGUGCUGGGUGAUCACCAAUAUUGCAUCAGGAAACACUGCGCAGACAAUGUCGGUUGUCCGCUCAGGAGCCCUUGGGAGUCUAGUAAAGCUUCUUCAUCUUGAAAAUCAGGUUCUCCAAGACCAGGCGGUGUGGGCCAUCAGCAACAUCGCAGGAGACUGCGAAGAAGCGAGGAAUGCGGCCAUAGAAGCCGGUGCAACUGAGCCCAUAAUAUACCUAAUUGAAAAAGAAAUGAACAGAGACGAGCUAAACAUUCCCCUGUUGAGAAAUUUGGCAUGGGCAUUCAGCAACUUAAACAGAGGCCGAUCGCCUCCCCCGUAUAUAGACCACACAGAGAGAUGUCUUCCCGUUUUGCUCAAACUAGUUAACAUCGACGACAUAGAGAUCAUGUCUGAUGCGUAUUGGGCUCUGAGCUACAUGUGCGAUGCUGGAAGAAUGCAGGCGGACAUGAUCCUGGCCACAGGGGUGGUGGAUGACUGCGUGCAGAAGCUAGCUGCAUACCACAUGACUGCCAUGCAGGGAGACACCAUGCAGCUGCACCUGAAAGAGCAAAUUCUGUCGCCAAUUAUAAGAACACUCGGGAACAUAGCAACGUACGAAGAGUCGCAGACAGCAUACCUCAUAAACCUAAACAUCAUUCCAAUUCUGAAGGGGCUCUUCACUCUUCCGUACGAGAACAAAAAAGCAACAAAAAUAAAGAAAGAAAUAUGCUGGGUCAUAUCAAAUAUAACGGCAGGCUCGCCCGCACAGGUAAAUGAAGUUGUAAAAAAUGGGUUCCUAGAGAUACUUGUGAGCACAAUAAAGACAGCAGACAUGCAGGUGCGCGUGGAGGCAUGCUGGGCCAUCUGCAAUGCAACGAUACAAGUGAUCGACACAAAGAGCCAUGCAAAGGAGAUAGGAGAGGCGGGCGCGAUUGUUGCAUUCUCAAAAUUCCUCCCUUCAAUUAUGAACGACUCCAAGCUGGUUACAGUGAUCCUGGAUGCCAUCAAUAGUCUUCUGGAGUGGGCGGAAGCUGACUCAGUGGGAGGAGAGAACAUCAUAGCCACAGAGAUCGAGAACUGCGACUUGCUGGAGAACAUAGAAGAGCUCCAGUCAGCCACCAGCUACUCGGUGGCCAGCAGGGCAGAGCAGAUCAUAAGAAAGUACUUUGAGGGCCAGUAA